Cooperia oncophora is the source of this 222-nucleotide messenger RNA. The record is from the annotation of a GenBank genome assembly. NCBI's taxonomy places the organism in Eukaryota, Metazoa, Nematoda, Chromadorea, Rhabditida, Trichostrongylidae.
AUGGCAUUAAAUCCUGGAUCUCGCCAAAGUGAAGAGGGGAAUAUUGCCAACAACUAUUUCAAACCAAUUCGGCGAAGUAACCUGCUGAAUAAAUACCGUGGCGAUAACACGAGAAACAUAGGUGUCAAAUCGUAUUUCCCGAACAAAGCGUCCACAUUCGACAAAUUGCUUAGCGGUUUUGUCUAUUUCGAUGAUAUUUACGGUCGUUCACAGAAAAGAUGA